AUGCAGGGCCGGCUUCCUUCCAUGCAACCCACCGUGGUCCUCCUUCGGGAGGGCACCGACACAUCUCAGGGCACUCCGCAGCUGCUGAGCAACAUCUCUGCGUGUCUCGCCGUCGCGCAGACUAUCGCGACUACCCUCGGCCCGCGCGGAAUGGACAAGCUCAUCGUUGACGAGCGUGGCAACGCGACCAUCUCCAACGACGGCGCAACACUGCUCAAGCUCCUUGACAUUGUGCACCCCGCCGCGCGCACGCUUGUUGACAUUGCGCGUGCCCAGGACGCCGAGGUCGGCGACGGCACUACUUCGGUCGUCCUCCUCGCCGCUGAGAUCCUCAAGGAAGUGCGCCCGUUCAUCGAGGAUGGUGUCGGAGUUCACGUCAUCAUCAAGGGGCUGAGGGAGGCGCGCAACCUCGCGAUCAAGAAGAUCCACGAGAUUGCCGUCCACAUCGACAAGUCGGACCCAGUGCGUUUCCGCGACCUGCUCCUCAAGACCGCUGGCACCUCCAUGUCCUCCAAGCUCAUCCACUCCCAAAUGCCCUUCUUCUCCAAGAUGGUCGUCGACGCCGUCUCAUCGCUCGACCCCAACGACCUCGACGAGUCGCUCAUCGGCAUCAAGAAGGUGCCUGGCGGCGGUAUGCAGGACUCGCAGCUCAUCAAGGGCGUCGCGUUCAAGAAAACGUUCUCGUACGCUGGCUUCGAGCAGCAGCCCAAGUCGUUCACCAACCCCAAGAUCCUGUCUCUCAAUGUUGAGCUUGAGCUCAAGGCCGAGAAGGACAACGCCGAGGUCCGCGUCAACGAGGUGUCCGAGUACCAGGCGAUUGUCGACGCCGAGUGGCAGAUCAUCUACCGCAAGCUCGAGGCCAUCGUGGCGACUGGCGCCAAGGUCGUGCUGUCCAAGCUCCCUAUCGGCGACCUCGCGACCCAGUACUUUGCCGACCGCGACAUCUUCUGUGCCGGUCGUGUUGCUGGAGAUGACCUGAAGCGUGUGGUGCAGGCGGUCGGUGGAUCGAUCCAGUCCACGACAUCCGACAUCGAGCCCCAGCAUCUCGGCCAGUGCGAGAAGUUUGAGGAGCGCCAGAUCGGUGGCGAGCGCUUCAACAUCUUCGAGGGGUGCCCGCAGGCCAAGACCUGCACGCUCAUCCUGCGUGGCGGUGCGGAGCAGUUCAUCGCCGAGGUCGAGCGCUCGCUGCACGACUCGAUCAUGAUCGUCAAGCGCACGAUGCAGAACAACUCGGUCGUGGCUGGCGGUGGCGCCUGCGAGAUGGAGAUCUCCAAGUACCUGCGCAACUACAGCCGCACGAUCGUCGGCAAGCAGCAGCUCAUCAUCGGCGCGGUCGCCAAGGCGCUCGAGGUCAUCCCCCGCCAGAUCUGCGACAACGCAGGUCUUGACGCGACUGACGUGCUCAACAAGCUGCGCAUGCGGCACGCGCACGAUGACACGUGGGCUGGUGUCGACGUCGAUGACGACGAUGGCGUCGCCGACAACAUGAAGCGCUUUGUGUGGGAGCCUGCGCUGGUCAAGACCAACGCGCUGUCGAGUGCCGUCGAGGCCGCGUGCCUCAUCCUCUCGGUCGACGAGACGGUGCGCAACCCCCAGAGCGAGGCGCAGCAGGCUGGACCCCCCGCACCUAGGGGUGCCGCGCAGCGUGCGCUCCGUGGAGGCGGUGGCGGCCGCGGUAUGCCCCGGCGGUAG
Molecule: messenger RNA, 1692 nt
Organism: Cutaneotrichosporon cavernicola
Lineage: Eukaryota; Fungi; Basidiomycota; Tremellomycetes; Trichosporonales; Trichosporonaceae
Gene: CCT7
Exons: 6
Coding region: 1-1692 (563 amino acids)
Biological process (GO): protein folding
Cellular component (GO): chaperonin-containing T-complex
Molecular function (GO): ATP-dependent protein folding chaperone; ATP binding; ATP hydrolysis activity
Source: RefSeq, a predicted model, not a curated record